GAGCUCGGGUCAGGUGGAAAGGAGCGGGUGAUUGGUUUACGAGCCGACAUCCUUCCUCCUGAUUGGACAGAAAGGUGUGAGAAAGAAGCGGCGGAGAGGGGCGAGAGCAGAGAUCCAGCAGCAGUCUUCCCCCUCCAGUCCCCGCUGACUCUGCCGGUUCAGCACACACUAACUGAGGACUGAGAUGUGACUGGCGAGCAGAGGACUUACAGCGUGUUUCUGAGGGGAUUUGUUGUUUCUGGUAGCCGGAUAAUGGGAGAGGACAGGCGGGGAGUCACCGUGGCCACUCUGGCCACUUGGGCUGCGCUCCUUCUCUGUGUGAUUACUUGGGUGUGCGCAGUGGAAGAGACAGUGAUGGAUACAAGGACAGCGACAGCUGAGCUUGGCUGGAUAUCGUUUCCUGCCAAUGGAUGGGAGGAGGUGAGCGGCUAUGAUGAGAACCUCAACACUAUCAGGACGUACCAGGUGUGCAACGUGUUUGAGCCCAGCCAGAAUAACUGGCUUCUCACCACCUACAUCGACCGGAGAGCAGCGCAACGCAUCUACGUGGAGAUCCGCUUCACUGUGCGCGAUUGUGCCUCCAUACCUAGUGUCCUGGGCUCCUGCAAAGAGACGUUCAACCUCUACUACCUAGAGACCGAUCGGACCAUGUCAGAAGGCAUCAAAGGGGUGGAGUACUGGGCAAAUGCCCCUUUUCUAAAGGUGGACACUAUUGCAGCAGAUGAGAGCUUUUCCCAGGUUGAUUUUGGCGGCCGGCUAAUGAAGGUGAACACAGAAAUUAGAAGUUUUGGGCCACUGUCCAAAGGCAGGGGCUUCCACUUGGCCUUCCAAGAUCUGGGUGCUUGCAUGUCCCUUCUGGCUGUCAGAGUGUUCUACAAGAAGUGCCCCAGUGUUGUGCGGAACUUUGCAUUCUUCCCAGAGACACUGACGGGAGCAGAGUCCACCUCAUUAGUGAUCGCCAGAGGAAGCUGCAUCCCAAAUGCUGAGGAAGUCGAUGUGCCCAUAAAGCUCUACUGUAACGGAGAUGGAGAGUGGAUGGUACCGAUCGGCAGCUGCAGCUGCAAAGCGGGUUAUGAGCCAGACAAUGGCAAUGUGUGCAGAGCUUGCCCUCAGGGCACCUUUAAGUCGUCUCAGGGGGCAGGAUUAUGUCAGCAAUGUCCGCUCUACAGUCUCUCCACCAUCGAAGCUGCCACUCUCUGUGGUUGUCGGAAUGGCUAUUACCGUGGAGACAUGGACAGACCAGAGGACAUGUGCACCAGUGUUCCUUCAGCUCCUCGCAAUGUGGUCUCAGUUGUCAACCAAACGUCAGUGCUGCUGGAGUGGCACCCACCACGUGAGACGGGCCACCGUGACGACUUGUCAUAUAACGUCUUAUGCCGCCGAUGCCACAGCAGCGAGCGGCGGGCGUGCCAGCCGUGCGACGACAGUGUGGUAUUUGUUCCCGGCAAGCGGGCGUUAAAGGACACAAGUGUUGAGAUCAGCAAGCUGCGGGCCCACACUUCCUACACCUUCGAGAUACAGGCAGUCAAUGGAGUCACCAACAAGAGCCCCUACCCCGCCCAGCAACUGUCCAUCAACAUUACAACCAAUCAGGCUGCUCCCUCAGUAGUUCCCAUAAUGCACCAAGUGAGCUCAACGAGCCGUAGUUUCUCGUUGUCAUGGCCACCGCCCGAACAGCCCAACGGAAUUAUCCUGGACUAUGAGAUGCGAUACUAUGACAAGGCCCAGUCAUCAGUGCUGAACAGUUCAGUGAUCCAAAGCGAGACACCUAAUGUGGUUCUGGAAGGUCUGAGGCCAGGGACCGGCUAUGUGGUCCAGGUGAGGGCCCGCACUGUGGCCGGCUACGGAGCCUACAGCAAGGAGAUGCUCUUCCACACCCUCACUGACGAUGAGUAUAAGUCAGAGCUUGGACAGCAGCUCUCCCUGAUCGCAGGAUCUUUAGUAGGUGGAGUGUGUAUCGUCUCUUUGGUGGCUAUCGCCAUCAUCUGUACCAGAAGGAGGCAGCUGAAGGAGAGUGUGUAUGGUGACAAGCUGCAGCAGUACAACACCGGAGGAGAGGUGACUCUGAGGCCAGACAUGUUCAGCGGUCCCACCCCCACAGUGACCUUUCCCACCCUGUCUGAGGGUCACAGUUCACCAGGGGUCAAGAUCUACAUCGACCCUUUCACCUACGAGGACCCCAAUGAGGCCGUUCGCGAGUUUGCCAAAGAAAUCGACCCCUCCUGUGUCAAAAUAGAGGAAGUCAUCGGAUCAGGUGAGUUUGGAGAAGUGUACAAAGGUCGCCUGAAACCUGUGGGGAAAAAAGAAAUCCCUGUGGCCAUCAAGACCUUGAAGGUGGGCUACUCUGAGAGGCAGAGGAGGGACUUCCUGUCCGAGGCGUCAAUCAUGGGCCAGUUUGACCAACCGAACAUCAUCAGACUGGAGGGCGUAGUCACCAAGAGCAGACCGACAAUGAUCAUCACAGAGUUCAUGGAAAACGGAGCACUCGACUCAUUUCUCAGGCAAAAUGAUGGACAGUUCCCAGUGAUCCAGCUGGUUGGUAUGCUGAGGGGCAUUGCAUCUGGAAUGAGAUACCUGGCGGAGAUGAGUUAUGUUCACCGGGACCUGGCAGCUCGAAACAUCUUGGUUAACAGUAACUUGGUGUGUAAGGUGUCUGACUUCGGCUUAUCCCGGUAUCUGGAGGAGGACACCUCUGAUCCCACCUACACCAGCUCACUGGGAGGUAAAAUCCCAGUGCGGUGGACGGCACCGGAGGCGAUCGCCUACAGGAAAUUCACGUCAGCUUCAGAUGUCUGGAGUUAUGGGAUCGUCACCUGGGAGGUGAUGUCAUACGGAGAGAGACCUUACUGGGACAUGAGCAACCAAGAUGUGAUAAAUGCCAUAGAGCAGGAUUUCAGGCUGCCAGCUCCCAUGGACUGUCCAGUCGUGCUGCACCAACUGAUGCUGGACUGCUGGCAGAAAGACAGGAACGCUCGGCCAAAGUUCCCUGAUAUUGUCAGCAUGUUGGAUAAAAUGAUACGCAACCCUGCAUCUCUCAAAGCCGGCACCAACAAUCUGCCCCCUGGCCCUCCCCACCACCCCUUGUUAGACCGUGGAGCUCCAGACCUGAGCAGGGUGAGUUCAGUGGAGGACUGGCUGGCUGCACUCAAGAUGACCCAGUAUAGAGACUCCUUCCUGGGCUCAGGCUUCACCUCUUUGCCGCUCGUCACACAAAUCACAGCCGAAGAUCUGCAGAGGAUCGGGGUGUCUCUUGCUGGACACCAGAAGAAAAUCCUGACCAGCGUGCAGUCAAUGAGGCACCAGGCCGACGACCAGUCUCCUACUGAAUCUGUGUAGCUGCACAGGGGAGUCAUACCGUACGAAAUAUUUGACCUGUGUGCAGUCUGUGGACUAACAGGCUUUCAUCUUACACUUCUCUUUUACUCUCAUACACUAAAGGUUGCUGCUUUUGGAAAUCUCUACUACUUUACAUGCUUUUAAGCAAUCAUUGUGGCCAUUUGUGUGUCUGCAUGGCCAGAUUCUGGACACUGGACAGACUUUUCUCAUGUCAUUUAUCUUCCAAAAUCGAAAUGUCCCCCCGAAGAAACUCCAUGUACAGGUGUGAUGUGUUACACAGAGUGAAAACAAAAAAAAAGUGACACUGUGGAAAAAUACAAAACUAGUGUCUGACCUUAAGGAGCUACAAUCACCAGUCCCCAUGUCCCACUCACCAAAAUCUGACAGCAUCCGUCACUGACGUCUACAAAUCAUUUCUACCUAGCAGACUGACUGAAGAAAGACAUGGUGUGUUUUUUUAUGUAAAGCUUAAUCACAGAAACACACUCCUGUGAAGAGGAAACAGGCUGAGUAGACAUUUAUGUGAAAACUGGACCAAAAGCCUGACGAAAGGUCUUUAAAACUGUGUUCCUGGAAACAAGACCUGCAGGCCUUGUUAUCUGCAGCAUGUUGGGCUGAGAAAGCUUCAGUGCACUGGGGAAAAUUGCCACCAUUUGAAUCCGGACAGGAGCCAACAAUUUUAAAUGAGACCUUUCUGAAUCUAUCUUCAUAUUGAAGAGUCUGUACAUAUUAAGAUAUGGGAUGUUUAUUUCCUCUUUGCUCACUUGCUUUCACUUUUGCCAACAGUCAAUGUCACUGGAGUAUUUGUAACUUCUCAAUGAUUAUCUCCCUCAACUGACUCAUCACUGCAACAAACUUGGAAGUGCUGUGGACUGCAGACAAAAAAAAAAAAAAAAAAAAGGUUUCACAGUUCUAUUUUUUGUACUUUCCAUGUGGCCAUGAAAAGAUAAACUCUUCCUCACAGACAGCUAGCAAGGCCUGGCCUACUUAAAGUACUUAAUUCAGAGAGAACUCUUAAUGGAUGAUGUUUUACAAUCAGCAUAAAUGCCCUCUGAGUAAAGGCAAUUACAGAUCAGAAAAUAGCAAGAGAAUGAGAUAAAGAAUUAUUAAACCAUAGCAGUGUCCCUUCCAAGCGAGGAAGCAAAGCAACCACAUGCUUUGAGGUACAGAAGAAGAAAUGAGCUGAAGAGACUGCAGGUAUUGAGUCAUUACCAGCUAUUGAGACGCACCUGUUGUGAUGCAGUGCAGUGGCCAGAUAAUCUCUAAAGACAGAAAAGGUGUUGUCAUCCAAUGUUCUUGUGAUUUGGCUGCAAAUCCUAAAGCUGACUGCCAGUCAGGCAUUAAUACAAUGCAUGAAGCAAGCAGAAAUCCAACGCUCGUGUUCUGUCCACGCAUGGAACAAAUCUCAUUUCUGUCUAAACUGUAUGGCUGCCGUCCAGAUGGCAAUCAUCACUGUACAGCAGCAGCGAGGCAGGGCCCUUUGUAUUCAUUCAGUUUUUAAUUCGUUGGCUGCCGGACAUGUCAUUGUUGUCAGAGUCUGUUUUGACAGUCUCAUUUCCCGAUUGACAUCUCUGAUUAAUAUUGUUGUGUCAGCUAGCAGAUGAAAUGACAUAAAGUGACCUAUCCAUGCAGUCAUCUGUGGACAGUAACCUUUUGCGUAACACACAUUUACAGGAUUGAUUUCUGACAUGUCCAACAAGAAAAGACAGUAAACGCAUUAGGGUCAAGAAGGAAAUUGGCAGCUUAUUUGUCAUGCUUUAGUGCUUAAUGGGAUGUUUGACUCUCAAAAUAUGAUAUCUAGAAGGCCAGAUCUCUCUCACACUGGUGUAGAGGCACUGGGAGAUCUCUUUUAUCUCAGAGCUGAGCCGAUUACCAGCUGUGAAACAACAGCGGCCUGCUCUGCCUUCAGCCCAGACCUCUGGUCACGCGUGUGCAACCCCAUCCCAAGGAUUACCAGUCAGUAGCUCUGAUUGGAUGUUAUGAUUUUAUUUGUCAUCUGCUGCGAGCCCGGCUCACCAUGAUAGAAGUGACAGUGUUUAGUUGUUUGCUUUCAACACAUUUUACUGCUGCACGUCUGUGACGCGUCCCACAAAACGCUGUUUGUGUUUGCCUCGCACCACUGCUGGGACGCCCCAAAGUCUGUUAUUUAUGAACAUUGUGACAUUGCGGCUGUUUUAAACCUCCAAACAUUUCAGUUUCCGCUUUUUCCGCCGAAACUCUGCUCCGACGGCGGGACCGCAAUUGCAUUUGUUGCCAGGCAACGGCAGCUUAUUGAACAUUUUAUCAGGAAGUAUUGAGAUCAACUGGGAGCGUGUCAGUGGUUCACAGGCAUAAUUCGUUGUAAAUAGAUGCCUCUGGAAAAACAGUUUCAGCGCUGGCCCGGGGGUUUAAUAAAGAGUGAGACGACUAGUGUGCCUAAAAGCUCAUAUUGAAUGCCACCUAAAAAAUGUCAUGAAGAAGAAAUGAAAGCUGUCAACACAGACAGGCAUCUGAAUGCGUUGUAACAUCUGUGGCUAAGUGUGAUGUGUCUAUUCUUUCCUUCCCUUUUUUUGUCUUCUAUUUAACAAGUUAGAUGCGAGCUUUCAGAGGCAUUUCACAUAUUACUGUGUCAGUGUUUGUGAAAAAAACAAUGAAGGCAUCAUUGAGCUGCAACACGUCUUGUGUUUAUAUUGUGACGUGUCCUGGUUUGAGCACAGUCACCACAUAGAGGGUAUCUCAGGAACACGAGGGAUGUGAGUUUUGUCCACAUCGCUGCAUAAAAUGGGAUAUUUUAUUGGUAAAUCCUGCACUAUAUAAAGAUUAAUCCAAGAUGAAGUGCUUUAAGAGUUCAUAGAGAGAGCUGGUUUUGAUGUUAGUUUUCUGAAGUACCUUUUAAAAGUUAAAUCCACCCUUAAGCUGUUCCCUAAAAAGAGGAGAGAUGUGUGUUUGUGUGUAAACAACACUGAAGUCAGAGUUAAAACACUGUCUGAUUAAAUCUGCGCUGAAUAUCUGGCCAAAUAUUCUAGUUCAGGGCUAAACUACAUUUUUAAUCCUUUUUAUUGAUGGAGGGGAGUUUUAACGCCAAGCUUUUUAAAUGUUCCGCAUUUUUUCCUUUUUCAUUUUUUUGAUGAAAGGACUCAGGUUGAAAGGAAUCACCGAGCCUCCAGUGAAAGUUCAUCCUUGACUUUCUUUAGGGACUUUUGUAUUUUACUGUUUUAUGCACAGCAGUGUGGAAACAAAACCACUAAAAUAUGAUGGCGAAAUAAAUGGAAAAAUCUCCCACUCACUGUCAACUUUGUAUUAGUAGAAUUUUUAGAGAUAAAAUGCUUCUCUCAGACAGUAGCUGUGUCCCAGUUCCAAACUGCUGCUGGUGAGUUCACACUGGAAAAGUGACAAAAGAUAAUAUUCUGUAAAAGUCAGCAUGUGUGCACAAAGGAAAUGAAGAGAGGGCUGUAUAUUCUUCUAACCAAUCAUGGGUGGUGGUGAAGUACUUUUGUGAACACUGCAGAAAAAAAAAUAGAACUAUGAUGGACUCUGUUUUGACAUGAAGUUUAAUUAAUGCUGAGAUUUGAAAGUCCCAGUUUGUUUGGGAUAAAUUAGUACAUUUCUGUGAGUGUGAAACAGUUAAAGGUGCCCUGUGGAUACAUUUCCUUCCUCUUGAAACAUUUGUACAACCAUUUAUAACAUUUUAAAUGCCGCUUCGUGUACAUGCAUGUUUAAUAGCAGCACUUUUCAUCAGUGUGGUGCUGGCGAAAUAUGAAUGAACAAAUCUUUGACUUGCACCAAGUCUACGCUGCUACUCGCUGCCUCGUCACAUACAGACACUUCUCCCACUCAGCUUCUAUAUGUUACCAGACUCACUGGCAGCUAUAAUGCAUGAAUGGAUAUGUGCAUAUUACAUACUCAUUUGAGUUCUUUGGGACAAAAAUUUAGCUUGUUUACAGCAGUGCAGAUGGUGAAAUGUUUUCCUCUCUGUGUGUGCUGUAGAUGUAUGUGUGACUUGGCUGUUCAGUAGUACAAAUGUGUGGCAAGCCAUUUUAACAUUGAAUAGCUGAGUUUGUCUGUCCAAAAUUUAAAUUACAGAUAUCAAGAACAGGGCUGCACAGUGGCUCGGUGGUUAGUACCGUUGCCUUGCAGCUAAAAGAUCCCCAGUUCGUGUCCUGGCUUGGAAUCUUUCUGCAUGGAGUUUGCAUGUUCUCCCUGUGCAUGUGUAGGUUUUUUGAAGAUACUCCGGCUUCCUCCCACAGUCCAAAAACAUGCUGAGGUUAAUUGAUUAUUCUAAAUUGUCCAUAGGUGUGAAUGUGAGUGUGAUUGUUUGGCUCUAUAUGUAGUCCUGUGAUAGACUGGUGACCUGUCUAGGGUGUCCCCUGCCUUCACCAUAAGUCAGCUGGGAUAGACUCCAGCCCCCCCAUGACCCUAAUGAGGAGUAAGCGGUAUAUAGAUGAUGGAUGGAUGGAUGGAUAUCAAAAGCAGUCAUUUUGACUAACUGUAGUCAGACUGACUACUCACUUUUAUUUAAAAUAUCAGUAAUGUCUUUCUGACUCAUCAAAAAGACAGUUGCAGAAAUCUCAAACCUCAUUAAGGUUAGUUAGUUGAGAUUUACUAGACUUUUGGCCUCAGACUGCUCUUACAUGGUGAUAAAAUUGCUUGCUAUAUGUUGUUUUGUUGCAGUGCCAUAGUAUGUUUGAAAAACAAGCUACCUCCCAUGCCGUAGCUUCUGACGUGAUUAGAGAUAUCUGCAAUGUCAUCUCUACCAGUGAAAACUCUAAAUGUUUGUAGUUUCAUUGUGAGUAGUCAGAAUUUUAGUUUGAGAUUUGAAUUAAUCAAGAUCUAAUUUAAGAUAUCUUCAAAGGGCAAUGCAGAUAUAUUAAAUAGGAAACAGGACUAGUUAGAAUUAAGCUGUAGAUAUCUGAAAAUGGACAUGCAACUAAUCAGAAUAUAUCUAUUGUUUGUCCUGGUAAGAAUGAUGAUGUUGGUAUCUGAAAUGUUCUUUUUGACUGGGAAGAACUGAGACACAGAUAACAGUAAUACAUGUCCAGUUUAGCCAUUGUAUGUUAAAAUGACUUGGCAUGCAGAAUCAGUUUACGGUUUGAACAUGUAUGGCCUUGAUAUUAUAACUUGACAUUGUGUAACACAGAGUAGCUUCACAGUGAGCUGGUAUGCUGAGCUACAGCGACUGGGGAGGGAUGUGUAGAAACAGAGUGGGAGACUUACUGGGGAUUAUGUUCAUAGAAAACAAACUUCUAAUUAUGUUACUUUGAUACAGAGACAUGGAGUUUUCAAGGGGUUAAAUCAAUGACCAGAGAGUGAUUUUAAUGGCCGUUUUUAAUGCCUACAGUGGUGUAAUUAUUGCUUUGCAUAUUGACUUGCUCCAGUGCAGAGAUGCAAUGUAACACUUGAACUUUCUGUUGUAUUUGUUGUUUUUUUGCAUAUCACUGCCAGCUGGAAUAAUAUUAAACCACUGGCAUGAAUGUAAAUCCCAUCACCCACAUGCAUUUGUGUUUCUGUGUGCAAAAAAGCAGGAAGCCUCUCACGAAAACAUAAAUUCAUCGAGCUAGCGAGGUAAAAAAAAAAGAAAAAAAAAGAAAACCAGAAGGAAAAAAAAAACUCCACAGGGUCCCUUUUAUGUGUUGAUUCUUUUCGCAUACCAAGUAGAAAAAUGUGGAUUUGGAACACAGCUAUUGUUGUGUGGUGAAGGUAAAGAGAAGAGCCAUCCUUGAAUAUCCUUCAGGUUUUCUCUGUUUGUGAUGCUUGUGAUUAUUUAGGACAUUAUUUGGAUAUUGCAUGGUACUUUUGUGUUGCGUGUGAACUCGCUGCUCUGUAUAUACAAACAGUAUCCGACCGGUUUGUGAACGUGAGUGUGUAUCUGUGCCCGCAGCCUAUCUCGUUUGUAAGAACUCAAUAUUUUAUGCAGCUGCAGCGCCUUCUGUUCUGCUGGGAUUAUUGUCAAUGGAGACGAUGAUGAUGACUCCCAGUUCAUUUCUGAACGGCAGUACAAAUGGCAGCUGCAGACAAAAGCCCUCGCUCUGUGAUUCUGAGGGACUGACACCAAAACCUAACAUUUACUGCAGAUGUUUCAGACUCUGCUGUAGCUGUGCUGGAAAUAUAUCAACAGGUGUCACAUUUUAUUUGGCCAGUUAGGCAGAGAAAUGGGAAAAACACAGACUUCUAAACAACAAAACAGACAUUGCAAGGUGAGUCUCCUCUAAGUGCUUCAGGGUGGAUUUAUCUUUUAAUUGCAGUUAUUUUCUGGAAAGCUCGGUCAGACUCGGCUGCUUUUCUCGUCUGCUUCGGCUCCGGUGUAAUAGAUGCUGUAGGUGAGGCUGAAGAUGAGAGCAGGCGAGUUAUGAAGAGAGAGAAAAAAGUGAAAGGGUAGAGGUAAUAGAAGGGGCAAGAAGAGAAGAGGAGGAUAACAGGAGAAGAGAGAAGCAGGAGGGGUGGAGGAGCUGGGAAGCAAAGCUCGACUCUUGUUUGAAUAAAAAUGAGGCUGGGUGUGGAGAGAUUACUCUUUCUCUUUUUGUCUCUCUCUCUCUCUGUCUCUGCUCUACCCUUCUUCUCCUAAUGCCCACAACCUCUCUGAACAGCUCACUCUGCUUCCAGUCCACAUUUCCACUGUCUCCUUUGACUAACGGUUUUAAGGCAAGCAGUCGUUCUAUUUUAGAUGCUCUUCUCCUGCAGACAUUUUGAACUUGCAUCUCCUAAGGAUAUAUUGGCACGUAUCUUUUACACAAAAGCCCCUGCAGGAUAUUGUUGAGUAUUUAUGCCAAAACUGUGAAAGUAAUGUUCUUUUCUACCUGCUUCGCUCCAUGGGUGGAGUCUAUCAGAGGUUCAUCAAGCUAACCUGAACUGACACAGUCUGUCUGCACACAGUGUAAACGCAGGAAAGUCUUUUUAAAUUUUUUGGUCAGUUGGCUGCUGAAUUUCUCGACUCCUGAUAACUUGCUUGCUUUGAGAUUUUGUACAGAGAUUUAUGGUCCCAAGAAUGCAAAGCCUGCUGACUUUAGUGGUCCCCAGACUUGUCUUCAAACCCUACCAUGAUGCUGAUGUCUCCAUUUUUUUAAUAGGAACUCAUCUACAGUUAUUGCAUGACUGGCACAAAAUCGGUUCACGUUUCCUUCAGGAUGAACUGAAAUGACUCUGCUGAUCCCUUUUCAGUUUCAUCACUUUGCCCUGUGAUUGAAAUUGUAAUUUUGACAAACACUUUCAUGACCAAAAACCAGCCAAACUACUGUCAGUACAUCAGCCUCCGCUGUCUAAUUAAAUGUCAGCAUGCUAAUUCAGCAAAGGAACAGUGAAGAUGGUAAACAUUAUACCUGAUCAGCGUGUUAGCAUCAUUACUGUGAGCAAUAUUUGCAUGCUGACAUUAGCAUUUAGCUCAAAACACAGCUGGGAUUGAGAACAGCCUCACAGAGUCACAAUUCUGACUGUAGACUUUUAAUCAUACUUCCAUCUCUGAAGGCUUUGACAUCUGCAAAGAAUCAAACAAGUAUUGUUAUCAGGAUCCCAAAACUGUGAACACAAAAAUGUUCUGGCCAAAUGUAGAAAUAAUUGCUUUACAAUUUACAAGUUUUUGAGCUUUGUGAUCUCAUUUUAUGGGGAAAAUGUUUCAUCAAACUAACCUAAACUGAAACAGUCUGACUGUACACACUCUGAAGAAAUUUGACUUCUUUUUUUUAAUACAUGUUAAUUUAUUUUUAUUCUAAUUGCUUGCCAUACUUUUUAGUAUGUAUGUAUACUGUACGGUUUCUCUUGAAAAAAGAAAAAACAGCUCAAUAAUCGGCUGUAGUCUGCCUUUCUCUGUUUACCUACAAUACUGUUAUAGGUGUUGCUGCUCAUAUAGUCAGAGCAUCCCACUGUAAUGUAUUAUAAUACUGUAAUAUAAUGUGAGUAUGCGCACGCUUGUGCAUCUUUGUGUGUUUGUGCGCGUGUGUGGGUGUGAUAUGUGUGUGUGCGGUGUUCAGUGUACAGUAAAAUGUUUGUACAUCGUGCGUGAGUUUGUAGUUGUAAACUUUCAGAAUCUUACAUUUACAAUGCACUGUUUGUCAAUAAAGAAGACAAAUCAAACCGA
Molecule: messenger RNA, 11383 nt
Organism: Amphiprion ocellaris (clown anemonefish)
Lineage: Eukaryota; Metazoa; Chordata; Actinopteri; Pomacentridae
Product: ephrin type-B receptor 1-like
Exons: 20
Coding region: 253-3336 (1027 amino acids)
Biological process (GO): axon guidance; protein phosphorylation; cell surface receptor protein tyrosine kinase signaling pathway
Cellular component (GO): plasma membrane; neuron projection
Molecular function (GO): ATP binding; protein binding; transmembrane-ephrin receptor activity
Source: RefSeq, a predicted model, not a curated record